AUGGUGUCUCCUCAAAUUACCAACCUCGCCAUCAUCUUGGUGAUGAUGCAGCUGUCCAAGAAGGUUCCCUUUGAGGACCCUCAAGUCUUGAUGCUGGUGCGCGCAUGCUAUAUCCUGUCUAAUCUUCUCAUCCUGGCUGUCCACCUGUACACCCACCUGAAGAUCAACCAAAAGAAGGACAUGACAACCCUCAAGUACGUUGAGCCCCCCACGAUGGGUAGCACCGAGGAGCCGAAGCCCGUGACGACCACCAACAUGGACUACGACAAGGCUCAGCUGCGCCAGCUGAUCCGCAGCCAGCUGAUGGGUGUCGGCAUGAUGGGCGUGAUGCACCUGUACUUCCAGUACACCAACCCCCUCCUCAUCCAGUCGAUCAUCCCCCUCAAGGGCGCUUUCGAGUCCAACCUGGCCAAGAUCUACGUCUUCGGCAAGCCCGCUACUGGUGAUCUCGCCCGUCCCUUCAAGGCCGCCGGUGGCUUCAUGUCCCAGGGCGGACCCAAGAGCGAUAAGGCCUCCAUCGAGGCGGCCGAGAAGAACUGGCGCGGUGGUGUCAAGGAGGAAUAAAUACAAAC
This is a messenger RNA of Penicillium psychrosexuale, 572 nucleotides long. Its product is annotated as PHO88 family protein. NCBI's taxonomy places the organism in Eukaryota, Fungi, Ascomycota, Eurotiomycetes, Eurotiales, Aspergillaceae. The coding region runs from base 1 to 564 and encodes 187 amino acids. The record is from RefSeq and is a predicted model, not a curated record. The transcript is spliced from 3 exons. Gene Ontology annotation, biological process: protein targeting to ER. Gene Ontology annotation, cellular component: endoplasmic reticulum; mitochondrion.